Prorocentrum cordatum is the source of this 1362-nucleotide messenger RNA. Lineage: Eukaryota; Dinophyceae; Prorocentrales; Prorocentraceae. The record is from the annotation of a GenBank genome assembly.
AUGGAGUUGGUUCAGGUGCGGUUCUCGACCCCAUCGGCAUCGAGGGUGCAGCGUCUCAUUGACGCCAUGGGCAGCGUGAUCACGAAGCCGAACUUUUUGGCGCGCGGCACCAAGGAGAGGAAGUCGCCGCUGCGGCGGCCAGAGAUCGAGCGACAGGCCAAGCUGAUCAAGAAUAUCGCAAUGGUGGUGCCGAGCCCGACGAUUGCCAAGUCGGAUCUCAUCGCGGUCCUCGGCAUGUUGCAGAAUGGGCGACCAUUCGACCUGACGGGCCAGGAACUCGAGGAGUGGCAGGAGGAGGCGGCGCCGAGGCUGCGCACCAUCCUUCGCCACGUGCAGCAGAUGCGCAUCAAGAAGGAUAAGGCCCCGCAAUGGUUUCGAUAUUUAGACGUCCCGCCGUUGGCAGCUGGUGGCGCUGACGGUGACGACGGAGGCGAGCCCGACGGCGGCGAUGCCGCUGCAGACGGCGAGGAGGACUGCCCGCCCGACGACGAGGGCAACGACAAGGAGGGCGGCGAGGAGGAACCACGCGAGGUCGACGAAGAAGUGGAUGCCGACGACGAGGCCGCCAAGUCCGCGCAGAAGACGCCAGUGGCGGCUGACUACACGCACGGUUACGACAACGCGCACAAGCUCGCGCGGCGCUUGCCAGCGGGCAGGACAGGAGCAGCACACCGCGAGUACGCCGUCGAGAUGGUGCCGCCGCCGAAGCACACGUCCUCGUCCACGAUGCUUGCGGUGUUCGCAGACGGCGUCAAGCGGCAGGUCCCCGAGACGACGGUCAGCACCUUCUGCGCGAGCAUGCGCGACGCCAAGACUGGCCCCAAGCAUGGCCAUGACACGUUCAGCGGCACGGACCAGAACGGCAAGAAGGUGACCGGGGGCUUCAGGUGGGACACACCGAAAGGCAGACCGCGGCAGCGGUUUUGCACGAUCAAGGUCGACGGUGAGACUCAAUUCACGCAGAUCAACGUGGAGACCUUCGCGUCCGCCGACUCGCCGCUCAAUGAGAAGGAGGCCGCAGCCGUGAGCUGGAUGCACAUCAUCGCGCAGAAGUACUGCAACGGCGAGAUCACCAAGCAGGAGGCCGCGGAGCUCAAAGCAGAUUACAUCGGCAUCCGCACCGCAGAGGCGCUGUGCAAGAAGAGGCCCGCCGCCGCCGCUGCCGACACCGUGCCAGUUCUCAAGAAGCCAGUUGCUGCGGCUGCUGUUGGUUCGACAGCGGUCGUCGCGGCAGGGCCGACCGACGCCGCGCCGUCUGGGGGCGCGUCGUCGGCGCCCGCAGCUCCAGCGCCCACGGUCCAGCAAGCGGAUGCAGCGCCCGCGCCCCAGCAGGACAUGACGGUCUGGAGCGAGUCGGAGUGA